Molecule: messenger RNA, 1893 nt
Organism: Fonsecaea monophora
Lineage: Eukaryota; Fungi; Ascomycota; Eurotiomycetes; Chaetothyriales; Herpotrichiellaceae
Exons: 1
Coding region: 1-1893 (630 amino acids)
Source: RefSeq, a predicted model, not a curated record
AUGGACUUCUGCGCGACACGUUCCCGUCAAACAAACACACCGCGGACACCAAAGAGCCCCCAUGACAACAAACUCCGUUCUUUAGCUGCAGUUGACGCCAAAGACCCCCCCUUGGCUGUCUCUCCGGGCCGUCUGCGAAAACGAGAGUCUGACCGACGAAGCCAGCGGCAGGCCCGCGAACGCACCAAGACCCACAUCGCUCAUCUGGAGGCCAUAGUGGAAGAAUUCCGACGAAGAGAUGCCAGCGGUCAAGUCGCCGUGCUGAUGAAGAAAUUGACGGAGCUGGAGCGUGAAAGAGAUGCCAUGGUCAAGAACUUCCAUGACAUAUGGAGCGUGGUGAAACCGUACUACUGCAAGUGGACAGCUGUUGAUCUAGUACCGGACUGUGGUAUUCGAGGAGGAGUAGUAGCGACGAGCGCGGCACAGGGAACUCAAGAUGAGGGUUGUCGAGCAGCAACAGCAGACAGUGGUGACAGUCUUGUUGUCCAAGACACAUAUAGUUUUGAUGACGGCACUACUACAUCAUUGCCGCCACCAAUGAGUUCAGAGGAAGCCAGGGCCAAUGUCGCCGAGAGUGAGGCUCUGCCCAAUAGCCUGACUACUCCUCAGCUCCCUUCCAACACAAUCAAAACCCCAGGGCCUGUUGUCUUUUUGGGACCCGAGCGUGUCAAAGUGUCUUCUCCUGCGCCGACCCUACGAGAUUGUGGCGGCCGCGAUCCUGUGAAAAAGGUCUAUGUCAACUUCAGUCUUUCCAACUACGCCCCGGGCUGGGCCUAUACCUCCCAACGAUGCUCCUGUUGCCAUGAGACGUGCACGCCGCUGUCACGAGGCAGGGAAGAUGGCUCUAUGUGGAGAGGCAACCAGUGGACAUUUGCUAACGAAGUGCUCGGUGAGCGCCUGUCAUGGGCAGAAGGGGAGAUACAGCCCGCCACAGACAUCGAGUCGGACGACGUGCCCAUCCGCGCCCUGCUCGAGGGAUGGUCCUCGGUGGCGCAGCGCGGGCGGUUGCAUCCCUCGUGGCAGAUCCUGCGACAUAUCGACGAGACCCUCUUUAGUAUGUGUCCGAAUGUCGAACGGCUAGCCAUUCUCCGCGCGAUGCACACCCUCCUCCAAUUCCACACCGAACCGACACACGGGCGCUAUACUCGUCUGCCGCCAUGGUACAGCACGAGACGACAGUGGCAACAGACCCGGAGCUAUGCGAUCGACUAUUUCGCAUGGCCCUCCCUGCGCGAUCGCUUCAUCCAGAACGAGCACCGAUACUGUGGCAACGAGUUCUGGUCCCUAUUUUGCAGCAGCCUCAAGAUCCUCUGGCCGUAUCAAUUCCGUGAUUGCUAUGUCCAGGAAGAAGCCACUGGGCUAUACAAGGUCUCGCCGCUGUUUGACCAGAGGCUACUUGAUAUCAAUUGCUGGACCAUGGGGCCCGACAUCUUUCACCGAUUCCCAGAGUUGUCUAGCGACAUACCGGCUUUCAGUCCAACGCCGCACAGUUUGUCACACCCCGCUUCUACGGGAGCAACAGGACUCGGAGCGAGGCAGGUGGGGGUGUCUGCUUUGGAUACCACUGAUACUUCUUCUCUGAGCGAGAUCGCGCCGACAGGUCAAGCUGGUUGCGCCGACCUAAACCACAAGAAGGGCAACAAGUAUCAUGACAAACUUUCAACGACGAUAACAGCUACCGUCUUCCCUAAGGAUACUGCCGUGAAUUACCCUCUAGAGAUAACCCCGCCGGAAGCCUCACUUCAGAACUCCUUAGAAGGCCUAUCAUCAGCGUCCCAUCAAUACAAUAUCGGCGACUUGAGCCAAGCCAUGGCGGUUGAUGCGUUCAUUAACGGCAUUAUCGACAAGGCGGAUCUGGAGACCAUCUGGCCCUCAGGUAACCUGUGUGGCUAA